This is a messenger RNA of Agrilus planipennis (emerald ash borer), 1004 nucleotides long. Its product is annotated as probable elongator complex protein 2. Gene Ontology annotation, cellular component: elongator holoenzyme complex. The record is from RefSeq and is a predicted model, not a curated record. The coding region runs from base 88 to 795 and encodes 235 amino acids. The transcript is spliced from 4 exons. Gene Ontology annotation, molecular function: protein binding. Gene Ontology annotation, biological process: tRNA wobble uridine modification. NCBI's taxonomy places the organism in Eukaryota, Metazoa, Arthropoda, Insecta, Coleoptera, Buprestidae.
AUAAGAAGAAUUUUAUGUGGAGAGGUUAUAUAGGUUAAAAAUAAAAUUGAACAUCGCAGGAUUAUUAAAAUUGUUAAAUAAAAUAGAAUGUGUGACGUUUUAUAUGUUUCUUCUGCUUGUAAUCAAGUUCCAACAUCUGCACAUUGGGGAAGAGGUAGUCUUAUAUGUUACGCCUCCAGUAAUGUCGUUUUUAUUUAUGAUAUUAACCAUGGAAGUGGAGGAAAAAUUGUCAACACCCUUUAUGGUCAUAAAAAACGGGUGAAUUCUGUACAGUGGAUUGCUGGGUCCAACCAUGAGUUGGAGUUAGUGUCAGGCUCUGCUGAUGGAACAGCAAUCGUAUGGACUUUUCGUGACAAUAAUUAUACCUCGUUUAUAUUGAAAGGCCACGAGAGUAAUGUAAAUGUCGUAGAAAGUAUGUAUACAAAGAAGUCUUCAACUCUUGUGGUAACUACUUCUGCUGACUCAACUAUAAGGAUAUGGCUCAGAGAAAACAAGAAAGAAGACUUUCGCCAAAUGCAAGUAAUAAAUUUGAAUUAUGGAGUAUCAUUAUCACUAAAGUUGUCGUAUUUGCCUGAUCAGGAGUUAAUUAUAUUAGCAGCAAGCUUAGAUGAUUCGAAUAUACAUUUGUAUGUAGAAGAUGAAGAAAAGUCAAAUGAUUUUCCAUUCAAACUUAGACACUGUCAGAAACUAGAAGGGCAUGAUAAUUGGAUGGAGAUUUAUUUAUGGUGUCUUGUGCCCAAGAUCAUUUUAUACGAUUAUGGAAAAUCUCACCAGAAGCAAGACAAAAGGAAAUAGAUGUAAAAUCCCAUAUAGAAAGCAUUGAGCAAUUUGAUUUUGUAAUGAAACGAAAAGAAUUAGUAACAUUAAAAGAGAAAUAUGUUAUAUCAUUGGAGUCUGUGCUUGGAGGACAUGAAGGAUGGGUGUAUUCAGUUAAUUGGCAUCCUCAAAAUAUGACUUUUCUUUCUUCUUCAAUAGACAAAUCAAUGAUUAUUUGGAAAUGGGAA